Molecule: messenger RNA, 1023 nt
Organism: Hemisphaericaspora subhashii
Lineage: Eukaryota; Fungi; Ascomycota; Pichiomycetes; Serinales; Debaryomycetaceae
Exons: 1
Coding region: 1-1023 (340 amino acids)
Source: RefSeq, a predicted model, not a curated record
AUGUCAAGCAAGUUUAAGACAGUAAGUUAUCAAGAUGAAAAUCAAUAUAAAAACUUCAAAUUAAAUUCAAUUGAAAUACCCGCUACUCCAGCCGCCAAUGCAAUUAAAUUAUUUAGAAAACAACAACAGCAACAGCAACACCAACAAGUGAACAAACCACUCAAUUUAAGAAGAAAGAUAUCACAUAGAUUCAAAGAAGAGUUUGACUUAUCAUCUUCUAAUAAUAGUAGUGACAAGAGUUCCAAUUUUAUGGAUGAAGAAAAUGAUGCUACUUUGAUCUACGAAAUUAUUAAUGAAUAUUUAGCACCCAUUAACAGCGCAUCAACUACAACUACAACAAGCAAAUCAAAUAAACCAACAGAUGAAAUUAAACAAAUUCAUGAGAAUAGAAUUCCAAAUCAAAUUGAUCAACAACAACAAGAAAACCAAUCUGCUAAAUUUGCUUCAUUACAUAAAGGAUAUCAUAAAUAUUUCGGUACACAUUUCCUUUCAUCUUCUUCACAACCAUCAAUACUAAAUAGUGGAGUUGGUGGUAUUAGUGGUGAUGAGAAUAGUUCUAGUGGGUUCAAAUACCAAUCAUUACCAAUUGAAGAACAAGGUUUAGUUGGUAUCAAGCCAGCUAAAUGGAGAAAAGUACGUCAAAAGAUUCAUGGGAAAUUAUUUCAUAGUCUGAAGAGAUCAAUUCAACAAGAUAAUAAUAAUCAUGUUAGUCAUGUGCAUGAGAUUCCUGAAAGUCUUGCUGAUUUAUUUACUGAUGAUGAUGAGAUUGAUAAUAAUAUUACUCACCUUAUAACACCAUCGCCUAAGAAGGUACGUAUGAGUACAGAACCAGAUUUAGAGUCACCUUCCAGAAAGAGUCAUAAUAUGAAGAAGAGGAAGCAAAAGAAGAAGAAGAGGGAUAAGAAGAAUAAACAAAAUGAAGAGAAUGAAGAAAUGGUAUCUUUCAAAGAAUCACCUCGUAGAUCAUUAAGUAGAAGAAUGAGUGUAUUUGUUAGAAAGACUCCUCCUAAUAAUUAUUCCUAG